This is a messenger RNA of Phialemonium atrogriseum, 2369 nucleotides long. RefSeq names its product WD40 repeat-like protein. The coding region runs from base 138 to 1964 and encodes 608 amino acids. Gene Ontology annotation, biological process: positive regulation of anaphase-promoting complex-dependent catabolic process; positive regulation of ubiquitin protein ligase activity; anaphase-promoting complex-dependent catabolic process. Gene Ontology annotation, cellular component: anaphase-promoting complex. The transcript is spliced from 3 exons. Gene Ontology annotation, molecular function: ubiquitin ligase activator activity; protein binding; anaphase-promoting complex binding. The record is from RefSeq and is a predicted model, not a curated record. NCBI's taxonomy places the organism in Eukaryota, Fungi, Ascomycota, Sordariomycetes, Cephalothecales, Cephalothecaceae.
CUGUCCCUACCUCUGGCCCUAAAGCAUCACGAACCCUCGACAGCACCGCCACCCGAUAAACCUUCCUAUCUGCCUAGUAGCCUUAUUCCUAAUCUCCUACGACUACUCUGCGCCUAUUAUCCUUUCGUCUUCCUAACAUGUCCUUAAACGGCGACAGCCGGGGAACCGCCCUCACCGCCGCUGCGAAACGACCGAUCCGAGACUCGAAUAGUCCAGCCGUUGCAAGCCCCGCUCGACUGGCUACCCCCCCACCCCCUCCGCAAAGAGGCUUCUCCGAAGCUCGCAAUUUAGACUAUUCUCGGCAUGGCCGGCUGAGUUCGAGGACAGGGGAAUUAAAUCGUGUGAGCUCGUUUGAUGCCGACGCUGUCGACCACGCCCUCAGACGAGAGAUGAGUCGUCAGCAGCGAGAGAGUACACCGGGAAGCAGCCCUCAUCGAAAGCGGCAAAGGAUCAAUGGUGACAGAUUUAUUCCCACGAGAUCGGGGCAGGACUUGCAAGCGAGCUUUAGCCUGUUGCAUGACGAUGGCUCCCCAACGACACCGUCCGGACAGAAGAAGCGGACACCUCAUGGCGAACUGCACUUCCAGAAGACCGAGGAAGCCAAUCGCACCUUUUCCAAACUGCUCCGGGUUGAACUAUUUGAGAACUCGAUACCUCAAGCCACCCCUCCUUCCUUAUCCCCCGAUCACAGCUUACCCGCCUCAAAUCAUGGUACGAACGUUCAUGGCGGCACGAGGGCUCAGACACCCCCAAACAACCCGCCUCCAUCCUCCCUCCCCUCUACAUUAACCCCUUCGACUCCGCAUAAGAACCUCUUCUCCUAUGUAUCGCCGCGCCACCAUAGCAAUAUCGCUGGACACCCGACACCUUCUCGAACCCCCCAAAGCAGGCACGGCCCAAACCUCGACACUCGCUCCGAGAUUUACAGCUUGUCACCCGUAAGGUUCGGAAGCCAGCAAAUGCUGCUCAGCCCUCGACGGCAACCUAGGGCAGUUAGCAAGGUCCCCUACAAAGUGUUGGAUGCACCUGAACUAGCCGACGAUUUUUAUUUGAAUCUCGUCGACUGGGGCAGUGCAAACGUGCUAGGAGUCGGGCUUGGAUCGAGUGUGUAUAUGUGGAAUGCGCAGACGAGUCGUGUAAAUAAGCUCUGCACACUCGAGGACGACACAGUGACAAGUGUCUCGUGGAUUCAGAAGGGAACCCAUAUCGCUAUCGGGACGGGCAAAGGCUUGGUGCAGAUUUGGGAUGCUGAGAAGACAAGGCGGCUCAGGACGAUGACAGGGCACACGGCUAGGGUGGGAUCACUGGCCUGGAACACCCACAUUCUGUCAUCCGGCUCUCGAGAUCGGCUCAUCUACCACCGCGAUGUCAGAGCGCCCGAUCAAUGGCUUCGGAAACUGGUUGGCCACAAGCAGGAAGUCUGCGGCCUCAAGUGGAACUGCGAGGAUGGCCAGCUGGCCAGUGGUGGUAACGACAACAAGCUCAUGGUCUGGGAUAAGCUCUCGGAGUCGCCUCUGUGGAAGUUCUCGGACCACACGGCUGCUGUCAAGGCGAUAGCCUGGUCACCCCAUCAACGUGGGCUUCUUGCGUCCGGCGGCGGCACAGCUGAUCGGAGGAUCAUCUUCCACGACACUCUGCGCGGGACUGUUGUCAAUGAGGUGGAUACGGGGAGCCAGGUGUGCAACCUUGCAUGGUCCAAGAACUCCAACGAGAUCGUCUCCACACACGGCUACAGCCAGAACCAGAUCGUCGUCUGGAAAUACCCGUCCAUGACCCAAGUUGUCAGCUUGACCGGCCACACAUACCGAGUCCUCUAUCUGGCUAUGAGCCCCGAUGGAAGGGUGGUUGUUACUGGGGCUGGUGAUGAGACGCUUCGCUUCUGGAACGUGUUUGGAAAGCGCCCUGGUGCGAGGGACGAUGGUGAUGGUGGUGGGCGAUUGGCAGACUGGGGAGUGAUUCGGUGAAACCUGACUAAAGCAACAACAUCCCAACUCUGGAUUCGGAAAGCCAAAAAAGAAAAGAAAAGGAAACUGUGCCAACAAAACUGUUCGAAGACUUCACAGCUCAUCCGGUCCAUUCUCAACGGACGGUACCAAAAUACCGAAUCUCCUCUACGACGGAAGGGGCAGAAACGUCGAAUAUUCUCACAAGGGAACCUGAAGCGAAUACCCCCAUUCCGAUUUGCUUUUUUUCAAGGGAAAUAUCUGUGUUUGCAUCAAACAGCGGCGUCGAAUCUUGUGAUAGUGCUUUUUUUGUGAUAUAUCUUGGCCUUUCCAAAGCCUGCGGAAGGGAUGAUGGGUGGGUCAGCGAGCAUGAGUGGAGUCUUGGAGGCACCAGCCUGGGAAAGGAGAGCGACUUUGCAUGUAUUU